Talaromyces rugulosus is the source of this 969-nucleotide messenger RNA. RefSeq lists its product as uncharacterized. The record is from RefSeq and is a predicted model, not a curated record. The transcript is spliced from 5 exons. Lineage: Eukaryota; Fungi; Ascomycota; Eurotiomycetes; Eurotiales; Trichocomaceae. Gene Ontology annotation, molecular function: fatty acyl-CoA hydrolase activity. The coding region runs from base 1 to 969 and encodes 322 amino acids.
AUGGCUUCCAGGCGCAUACUAGAACGCUCUCGAUACCACAAUUUUAACACCCCAUACCGAAUCUCUACACAAUUGUUUUCCAGUUCCACACCCCGCUGUGAUAAUGGAGCAGCAGCAGCAGCAGCUUCAUCCGCCGCCGCCGCGCCCCAACCAACAACAUCCCCAAACACGGUCCCGUCAAAACCACACACUGUCGAUCCGCGAUGGCUGACGACGAUAAAAAGACGCAUUGGAAAGUGUUUGAUGUUUGGCUUGCAGCCAGCACAGGUGGAUGUGGCCGGAUCGAUCCUGCAGCAAGUCGCAAGAGACUGGCGGGAGUUGAUUGCUGGAAGUGAGGGGUUUCUGACGGGGGAGAACAGGAGAUCGGUCUUUCGUCAUAGUGUUGUCUGGGGAGAAAUGGAUGUCAUGGCCCACGAUUCGCCUGAUUAUGAUAAUAUAGGACAUGUCAACAAUGUGACCUACCUUCGAUACGCCGAGACUGCACGAGUCAACCUCAUGCGCAACUACGCAAUGCACGUUGAUCCCGCACACAAGACAGAUUGGCUAAAUACAGUAGGCAACAAGGGAACUGGGUUGAUUCUUCAAAGUAUCAAAUUGGACUAUAAAUUUCCUAUGACAUGGCCAGACAAGAUCACGGUUUAUCACAGGCUGACCCAAGAUCCGUCGGCAACCCUUGCAAAAAGCUUCUUUCAGCAGGAGGUCUUGAUCCUGUCCGAGGCCAAACAGCGUCCGGCCGCUCGUUGCCUUGAGCAGAAUGCUUUGUAUGACUACAAGUUGCUGCGCAAAGCCCCGAGCCCGCCGGAAUUCCUUUUGGAGCAGUUCAAGAGAACGUGGGAGCUACAGGAACAGUCUAAGCGAGAAUGGCAGCAGCGAAUCGCCGAUAUUGAAGAUAGGGUGCGCUCUCUAGAAGUAGAAAGUUGGGAUCGGGAGGAUGCCGUUGAGAUGUUCGGGACGGCGAACAAAUCUUAG